This is a messenger RNA of Candidula unifasciata, 660 nucleotides long. The record is from the annotation of a GenBank genome assembly. NCBI's taxonomy places the organism in Eukaryota, Metazoa, Mollusca, Gastropoda, Stylommatophora, Geomitridae.
AUGCCUUUGGUGUUAUUAGAGAAGGAUUGUGGGCCUAAGUGCCGAUCACGCAAACAUGUUCAGGAGAUCAUCUCCCUCAUAUCGCGAGGAAACCUUCCGGAGUUUCAGGCUUAUUCCAGUCUGUGCUACAACUGGACCAAACACUCAGAUCUGUUUGGCCGGACUGCUUUGCAUAUUGCAGCCUCUUGUGGGAAGACAAACAUUCUGAAGUGGCUUUUGGAGGAGAGGUUAAUCGAUCUAACAGUGAAAGAUUUAGAAUCUGGGUAUACAGCUCUUCACAGGGCCAUGCUGUAUGGGCAGCUGACAUGUGCUCGUCUCCUUGUGCAGUGUAACGCUGAUGUCCAUGUGCGAGACACAGAAGGGCUGAGCCCUCUAGACAUUGCCAUGCUUGACAGACCUCCACAUGUCCAGUACACAGUUAAAGAACCUAACGAGGUUUACACAUGGGGAGAGAAUAACAACAGCACUCUAGGACAUUCUAGCCCACACAAGAGGACUUCUCCAGAAGCUGUUGAUCUGUUUAAGAAAAUGGGAGUCUCUAUAAAACAGAUUGUUUUAUGCAAAUAUCAUUGUGUAUUCCUCACUCAGUCGGGACAAGUGUACACAUGUGGCCAUGGGCCAGGUGGAAGAUUAGGACAUGGAGAUCAACAUACUAUACUG